This is a messenger RNA of Chenopodium quinoa (quinoa), 1806 nucleotides long. Its product is annotated as zinc finger BED domain-containing protein RICESLEEPER 2-like. Gene Ontology annotation, molecular function: protein dimerization activity. Bases 1 to 1806 code for a protein of 601 amino acids. NCBI's taxonomy places the organism in Eukaryota, Viridiplantae, Streptophyta, Magnoliopsida, Caryophyllales, Amaranthaceae. The record is from RefSeq and is a predicted model, not a curated record. The transcript has a single exon.
AUGGAUAAGGGUAAAAUGCACAACAUAAUCGAAGAAAUUGUUCCUGAGGUUGGAGCUCAAAUUGAAGGGUGUGAAUCGUGUGAUAGCUCAAACCCAGAAGGUAUAUUUAUUUGCUCUCAAAUGAUGGAAGAACUUUCUACUUACAUAAAUCUUGCUAAUUUUCCUAUAAAAUCAUGUAAAAGUGAAUAUUUUGAGCAUGUUAUUCAACCCAGCUUUCAAUCUGGUUUUAGAAAGAAACCCUUGAGUUUAUUGAUUAAAAGAGCAAUGAUUGCUGCAUAUAAAAGGGAUAAGAAAUCUCUUAAAGAAUAUUUUUUGAAUUUUGGUGGUAGUGUUGCUGUAACAGCUGAUUUAUGGAGUUCUGAGUGGAGUGAACGCUUUGUAUGUGUUACUUGUCGUUGGAUCGAUGACGACGAUGGGUGUUGGAGUGUGGAAAAUCGGGUUAUUGGGUUUCGAGUUAUUAAGGAUGAUGCUACUUGUAAUGAAAUAUGUUGGGAAAUAUGUAAUGUGUUAGAUGUGUUUAAGUUGUGGACUAAGGUCUUUUGCAUAUCUCUUGGUACUGGUUUAAAUGGUGAUGAAUAUGUUGAGUCUCUUACGAAUAGAAUUAAUCCGAUUGAAAGAGGGAUAAUUUCUAAUGUUAGGAGUUGUGCUUAUGCUGCUAAUUUGUGUGCUCAACGAGGUAUGGAGGAAUUAGGGUGUUUGAUUAAUCCAAUUAGAGAGUUAGUUAGGUGGACUAGGACAUUUCGAGGUUUCAAGGAUGUUUUUAAAACUUCUUGUAAGGCGGUUGGGUUAAAACCGAGAUAUUUCCCUUUGGAUUGGCCAAGGAGAUGGAAUUCGACGUAUGAAAUGUUAUGUCUGAUUUUCCCGUACAAGGAGAUAUUAAGUAACAAUUAUAAAGAUAAUGUCGACCAAAGUUUAGAUUUGCAAUGGGAUGUUAUUAACUCUAUAAUUCAGCUGUUUAAGACGUUUAAUGAUGCAAUUCAGGCCUUCUCAUUGGUUUAUGAUGCUAAUUGUCAUCAAGUUGUAAUUAAAUGUGUAGAAAUUAUUCAUGUAUUUGAAAUGUAUGAGAAUGAUCCGCUUUUGGGUUUGGCUGUUGGGAUCAUGAAGAACAAAUGGUUGGAGUAUAUGUCUGAUAUACCUACAAUAUACUGUAUUGCGCCGAUACUUGAUCCUGAUAUUAAGGUGGAGGGUUUAUCAAAUUUGUUAGACUAUUAUUACAAAACUUUAGGAGUUACUUAUUGUGUGGAAGAGAAAGUUUCUGAGUGUAAAGACAUUUUGAAGCGGCUUUAUACUCAUUAUGCCUCCAUAUACAAGUGCAAAAAUGUAACUACACAACCCAAUUCUCAAUCCCAAAUGAUGUCUUCAGAGGAAGAUAUGGAGAUAGACCAUUCACCAAGAUCAAAAUUGCUUAUGAAAAUUUUGAAGAAGCCAAGGGCUAGCCCAAGUAAGACAGCACAAUUAGAUGAAUAUCUGUUUUUUCGACAAUUUAUCUCUAGAGAUGAAAGCAUCCUACAAUGGUGGAAGAAAAAUGAUGGGGUGUUUUCGAUUUUGUCUAAAGUAGCAAAAGAUAUUUUAUGCAUACCCACAUCAAUGGCUGCACUUGAGUCCACUUUUAGUACAGGUGAAGGUGAAAGGGUUCUUGAUGAGCAGUGGUUGAAGUUUCAGCCAAGAGAAAUUCAAGCUUGUAUCUGCAAACGGGAUUGGGACAUGGCUGAAAACCGUGCACAACAGUUACACCUUCAACAAAUUAACAAUGAUGAUUCGUGGAUGAUGAUGGACACAUCAGAUUCAGAAACAGAGGGGACAUGA